Messenger RNA from Salvia hispanica, 2024 nucleotides. RefSeq names its product ferredoxin--nitrite reductase, chloroplastic-like. Gene Ontology annotation, molecular function: heme binding; oxidoreductase activity; iron-sulfur cluster binding. NCBI's taxonomy places the organism in Eukaryota, Viridiplantae, Streptophyta, Magnoliopsida, Lamiales, Lamiaceae. The record is from RefSeq and is a predicted model, not a curated record.
CCAACUGUCACUAAGAAACGACCUUUAGCAAUGUUCAAGAGUCCAAAAGCAGCUGAUCAAUUCAUCCACACACCUCUUAUAAUCCACUCACCACUAUCUCUGCCGCCGCCGCCAAUCUCCCUUCAUCAUGUCAUCACUUCACGUCAAGUUCCCGGCGCCAUCGUCGCUGCCAAUUAGUAGCAAUAGGUCCAAAAAUGUGAGGGCUCAAGCCACUCCGGCGGCGGUGGAGGUGGACGCCGCGAGGCUGGAACCGAGGGUGGAGGAGAAAGAUGGGUACUUCGUGUUGAAGGAGAAGUUCAGGCAGGGAAUAAAUCCUCAGGAGAAGGUGAAGAUUGAGAAGGAGCCCAUGAAAUUUUUCAUGGAAAACGAAAUCGAAGAGCUCUCCAAAAUCCCCAUUGAAGAGCUCGACAAGUCCAAGCUUACUAAGGAUGAUGUUGAUGUCAGACUCAAAUGGCUCGGCCUUUUCCACAGGAGGAAGCAUACCUAUGGUAGAUUCAUGAUGAGGCUGAAGCUGCCGAAUGGGGUGACAACCAGUGCUCAGACGCGGUAUCUGGCGAGUGUGAUAAGGAAGUAUGGGGAGGAUGGCUGUGCUGAUAUUACCACUAGGCAGAACUGGCAAAUCCGGGGCGUUGUUCUAGCCGAUGUCCCUGACAUCUUGAGAGGCCUUGAGGAAGUCGGGUUGACUAGCCUGCAGAGCGGGAUGGACAACGUCAGGAACCCUGUGGGGAACCCUCUUGCCGGGAUUGAUCCUCAUGAGAUCGUCGACACUAGGCCUUAUAACAACCUUCUCUCUCAGUACAUCACUGCUAAUUCCCGCGGGAAUCCCUCUUUCUCCAACUUGCCGAGGAAGUGGAAUGUGUGUGUGAUCGGAUCGCACGACCUAUACGAGCAUCCGCACAUAAACGAUCUUGCAUACAUGCCGGCGACAAAAGAUGGGCGUUUCGGGUUCAAUCUUCUGGUUGGAGGGUUCUUCAGCGCCAAGAGAUGCGCUGAGGCGAUCCCUCUUGAUGCGUGGGUCCCCAGUGAUGAUGUCGUCCCCGUCUGCAGCGCGAUCCUCGAGACCUUCAGGGACCUCGGGUUCAGAGGCAACAGGCAGAAGUGUCGAAUGAUGUGGUUGAUUGAUGAACUUGGGAUUGGGAAGUUCAGGGAGGAGGUGGUGAAGAGGAUGCCGGAGGCGAGUUUGGAGAGGGCGUCGCGCGAAGAUCUGAUCGACAGCAAAUGGGAGCGAAGGGACUACUUCGGGGCGCAUCCUCAGAAGCAAGAAGGGUACAGCUUCGUGGGCGUGCACAUCCCCGUUGGGCGCCUUCUGGCGGAUGACAUGGAUGAGCUCGCACGCUUGGCUGAAAAAUACGGGUCGGGCGAGCUGAGGCUCACGGUCGAGCAAAACAUCAUCAUACCAAACAUCCUCAACUCCAACCUAGAGGCUCUGCUCGGGGAGCCUCUCCUCGCGGAGAGGUUCUCCCCCGAGCCGCCCAUCCUGAUGAAGGGCCUGGUGGCCUGCACUGGCAGCCAGUUCUGCGGGCAGGCCAUCAUAGAGACCAAGGCGCGCGCGUUGAAGGUGGCCGAGGAGGUGGGGAGCCUUGUCUCGGUAACGAGGCCCGUGAGGAUGCACUGGACCGGGUGCCCCAACACGUGCGGGCAGGUGCAGGUGGCGGAUAUCGGGUUCAUGGGGUGCAUGACGAGGGACGCGAGCGGGAAGGUGGUCGAGGGGGCCGAUGUGUUCCUUGGCGGCCGAAUCGGGAGCGACUCGCAUUUGGGAGAUGUGUACAAAAAGGGUGUGCCUUUUGAUCAGCUGGUUCCAUUGGUUGUGGACCUGUUGGUGCAGAAUUUUGGUGCUGUGCUAAGAGAAAGAGAAGAAACUGAAGAUUGAUUCAUCAUUUGAUAAUACUAGGAAAAAACAACCAUUUCUGCAAAGGGUUGGAAUUUGAAGUUGGAUUUUUAUUGUUAAUUUGAAUAAGCUGUGGCUGAAUUCUAAUUUACAUGUUACUGUGUUGUUUAUGUUAAAUCAAGAUCGUUAGAGAGUA